Messenger RNA from Triplophysa dalaica, 4639 nucleotides. RefSeq names its product zinc finger RNA binding protein (gene zfr). Bases 1 to 3330 code for a protein of 1109 amino acids. Gene Ontology annotation, molecular function: zinc ion binding; double-stranded RNA binding; single-stranded RNA binding. Gene Ontology annotation, cellular component: precatalytic spliceosome. Lineage: Eukaryota; Metazoa; Chordata; Actinopteri; Cypriniformes; Nemacheilidae. The transcript is spliced from 20 exons. The record is from RefSeq and is a predicted model, not a curated record.
AUGCGCAUCAAAAGCCAUAUCCUGGUACGACCUUCUCGCAUAAAAAGCAGGGUUACGAGUUGGAGUUUGAAUGCGAAUAGGACCCCAAUGAUUCCCAUAUGCCCAGUAGUGUCCUUCACCUAUGUGCCCAGCCGGCUAGGUGAAGAUGCCAAAAUGGCCACCGGCAACUAUUUUGGAUUUACCCACGGUGCCGCGGCGCAGUACAGUCAGCAGCAGGCUGCUGGGGUAGCAUACACCCACCCCACUACAGUGGCCAGCUAUACUGUGCACCAAGCACCAGUGGCGGCACACACGGUGGCGGCAGGCUAUGCCCCUACUGCUGCCACGGUUGCCAUCGCCAGGCCAGCACCAGUCUCUGUAGCAGCUGCAGCCAAUGCUGCUGCUUACGGGGGAUACCAACCGGCCCAUGCCGCCACGGAUUACGGAUAUGCCCAGAGACAACCGGAGGUACCCCCACCGCCACCUCCUGUCACUUCACAAAACUACCAGGACACGUAUUCAUAUGUCCGGUCCACAGCUCCGGCUGUAGCAUAUGACAGCAAACAAUACUACCAGCAGUCUGCAGGUACACCGGCUGUGGCCGCUGCUGCAGCAGCCCAGCCGCAACCCACUGUCGCUGAAUCCUACUAUCAGACUGCACCGAAAACUGGAUACAGUCAAGGCGCCACUCCAUACGUCCAGACCCAGCAAACCCAGCGUCAGGUUACAGCUAUAAAGCCAGCCACUCCCAGUCCAGCCACCUCAACCUUCUCCAUUUACCCAGUGUCCUCUGCUGUACAGCCCUCCGCAGCUGCUGCCUCUGUAGUCCCGUCUUACUCUCAGAGUCCAACAUACAGCACUAAUGCAGUUACAUACUCUGGAACAUCAUACUCUGGAUAUGAAGCUGCUGUGUAUUCGGCCGCGUCCUCCUACUACCACCAACAGCAGCAGCAACAGCAGCAGAAACAAGCGGCGGCUGCUGCAGCAGCCACUGCCGCAUGGACCGGCAGCACUUUUACCAAGAAAACCCCCUUCCAGAAUAAAACUCUCAAACCUAAACAGCCCCCUAAACCACCUCAGAUACACUACUGUGAUGUCUGCAAGAUCAGCUGUGCCGGACCCCAGACCUAUAAGGAGCACUUGGAGGGCCAGAAGCACAAGAAGAAGGAAGCUGCUCUAAAGGUAUCCCAGAGCAGUAGCAGUAGCAGCAGCAGCUCUGGAGGAGGAAACUGCGCCCGUGGCACCCAGAAUCAGCUACGCUGUGAGCUCUGCGACGUGUCUUGUACCGGAGCCGAUGCCUACGCUGCACACAUCAGAGGAGCCAAACACCAGAAGGUUGUGAAAUUGCACACCAAACUAGGAAAGCCGAUCCCAUCCUCUGAGCCCAGUGUUGUCAGCCAAGGCUCUAGCUCCAGCACCGCAGCUCCCAGUAAGACUGCCAGCUCCCUCAUCAACAGCUCCACAAGCAGCACAACAUCUAACUUAUCCACUUCCUCUUCAAUUUCCAAUGCGUCUUACCUAAAAUCCGUUGGCAUGGUAACUUCAGCUUCGCAGAGCAAGAACCCAAUGUCCAGCAACGUCAUGGUCAACUCUGUCAAGAAGGUCAACACCCCCAAGAUCAACUUUGUUGGUGGAAACAAGUUACAGACCACGGCUGCGAAAAGUGACGAAUUGAAGGUUGAUGCAACUAAACCAGCACAGUCCAUUGUGCCUGCACCAACACUGGACAUGAAGAAUGACACUGAAUGUCUGUCACCUCAGUCAGCACUUGCGGCCCUGCAGAGCGACGUUCAGCCUGUUGGACACGACUAUGUUGAAGAGGUAAGGAAUGAUGAAGGAAAGGUUAUUCGGUUCCACUGCAAACUUUGCGAAUGCAGUUUCAACGAUCCAAAUGCAAAAGAAAUGCAUUUGAAGGGAAGGAGACAUCGACUACAAUAUAAGAAAAAGGUGAACCCAGAUCUCCAGGUGGAAGUCAAACCCAGCAUCCGAGCCAGGAAGAUCCAAGAGGAAAAGAUGAGGAAGCAAAUGCAGAAGGAAGAAUACUGGAGAAGACGUGAAGAAGAGGAGCGCUGGAGGAUGGAGAUGAGGCACUAUGAGGAAGAUAUGUACUGGCGGCGAGUGGAGGAGGAGCAGCACCAUUGGGAGGACAGGCGCAGAAUGCCUGACGGAGGUUAUCCACAGGGUCCACCGGGACCUCCGGGUCUUCUGGGUAUGAGGCCUGGGAUGCCUAUUCUUCAGCCACAAGGACCAAUGCCUCCACGCCGCCCUGAUUCCUCAGACGAUCGUUAUGUGAUGACCAAACAUGCAGCUAUUUACCCCUCGGAGGAUGAGCUUCAGGCCAUCCAGAAGAUCGUGUCAAUCACUGAGCGAGCACUUAAGCUAGUCUCUGACAUAAUCACAGACCAAGAUGCAGGUGCAAAGGACAAAGAGGAAGACCAAGACAAAGAGAAGAAAGAGCCUCCCAAAGACCGGUUGCUGAAAGGUGUGAUGCGAGUAGGCGUUCUUGCCAAGGGCUUGCUUCUGCGAGGAGACCAAAAUGUCAACUUGGUCCUCCUUUGUUCGGAGAAGCCUACUACAAAUCUGCUAUCCCGCAUUGUGGAACAUCUUCCCAAACAGCUCACGACGGUAACACCAGAGAAAUAUGAGGUAAAAGGUUCUAUCCAAGAGGCUGCCAUUAUCCUCACCUCCUGUGCUGAGCCCAAGAUGCAAGUCACCAUCACCCUCACCUCACCCGUCAUCCGAGAGGAGAAUGCCCGGGAUGGAGAUGUAACCUCGAGUAUGGUGAAAGACCCAGCGGACGUCUUGGACAGGCAAAAAUGCCUUGACGCUCUGGCUGCCCUACGCCACGCUAAGUGGUUCCAGGCUAGAGCUAAUGGACUCCAGUCGUGUGUGAUUGUCAUUCGAAUACUGCGUGACCUUAGUCAGCGGGUAUCCACUUGGUCUGCCUUUCCAAGCUGGUCUAUGGAGCUGCUGGUGGAGAAGGCCAUUAGCAGUGCUGCUGGACCGAUGAGCCCUGGAGAUGCUCUUCGACGAGUCUUUGAAUGUAUUUCUUCAGGCAUCCUUCAGUCUGGUGCUCCAGGUUUGAUAGACCCCUGUGAGAAGAAUCCAACAGACACACUGGCUGUGCUGAAUGAUCAGCAGAGAGAGGAUAUCACGUUAAGCGCUCAGUUUGCUUUGAGACUGCUGGCAUUCCGUCAGAUUCACAAAGUUCUAGGCAUGGACCCCUUGCCUCAGAUGAACCCGCGCUUCAACGUACGAAAUAACCGCAAGAGACGCCGCGACAACAGUGACAGUACCGAUGGAUUCGAAGCUGAAGGGAAGAAAGACAAAAAAGAUUUCGAGGGGUUCUAAAGCGCACAGCAGUAUGAUCAGUCCUCUCUCUGCACCCAUUUCAAAUCCUGUGCUUUCCAGGAAUACAAGUUGUUUAUUCUGUUGACCUCUGUGCAUGCCAGUUGCUACUCCCUUGAAAUGUUUUUGGAUGGUAAAGCUCCUAAUGAUGGCUGCUUAGAAUAUGAUCGUUUUCAUUUACACACUUAACACAGUCAAAUCAUAUAGUCCACCCUGUUGUUCAAAACGGUCUAUUGUCUCUGCUUAAUUAGCCCAAAAAGAUUUUAAGGUUGGUGAUAAACCAGAGAUGUUAGAUUUGACGUUCAUGCUCUAUUCAGCAUGUUUGAUGUAAUAAUCUCUAGGAGUGGAAUUUUAGAUUAACGUAAACUAGGCAUUUGUAAAAGCAAGUCAACAGAGUGGACAAAGUACUGUUAGUGUGACACAGAUUCAAAGUCUAUCUUAUAUUUUCAGUGCAAAUAUUGUUACUUUAACAACAGCUUCUUUAGCUUUGCAAUAAAUCAUUUAGGUGUUUUCGUUAUUAUUUCGUCUAAAGUCAUUCCUUUUACAACGAGAAAUGUGAUGAUUGUGAGGAUGUUGACUGCACGUGGAUCCUAGCGCAUUUUGAAGGCUGGGUUGGCUGAUUACCAUUUCUUAAUCACAUCAGUGGCUAAUUAGUAACCGUGUUCCUUCUAUAUGCUUAAUGCAAGUGAAGUAAAGCUGAAACUGUCCUAAUGUAAAUUGUAUGUGUGCUCUAUUCACAGGCCUCUGUGGUGUACCUGUCACAUUUCUGAGAAGCCACCGAUUGUUAAAAUCAGACCUGGGCCAAAUAUAUAUCUACUCAUUUACUGACAUUAGCGCGAAGAUAUCAUUUUAAUAUAGAAAUUGUAAACACUGAAGUACUCUUGAUUUCAAAGCCUUUUUUUCCAUUUGGACCCAGGUCUGCUCGUAUUCAUAAUGGUGUUAUCCCUGUACUUCUAGUGUAUCUCUAAAUGUACAUAUGAUCAUAACUGUAUGAUCUCUAAUAUAUGAUCAUUAAUCGGCCUCUAUCUUAUCUCGCAAUAGAUCUUCUAAAAGAAAUGCCUGUAUGGUUUUAAAGCACAGGAAUGCUUUUUUUUAUGUUUUCGGUUUUUAUUAAUUUUGUUUUAAUGGUUUUGAAUAAUUUCUUGCCCCUUAUUUUGGUUUGUGAUGCAUCUGUUGAAGAAGGCUGGAGAGAAAGACGUCUUUGUGUUGUAACUGCAGAUUGAUGUACACUUACCCAUUGAUGCUUGUCAUUCACUGUCAAGGGACUACUGCAUUACAACGCUUAACUAAUAAAUACACUUCUUGGAACAUU